This is a messenger RNA of Neltuma alba, 391 nucleotides long. Its product is annotated as heavy metal-associated isoprenylated plant protein 21-like. Gene Ontology annotation, molecular function: metal ion binding. The transcript is spliced from 4 exons. The record is from RefSeq and is a predicted model, not a curated record. Bases 113 to 391 code for a protein of 92 amino acids. NCBI's taxonomy places the organism in Eukaryota, Viridiplantae, Streptophyta, Magnoliopsida, Fabales, Fabaceae.
AGAAUAUUGCUAUAGAACAAGACUUUAGUACUAUAAAAGACCAUUCAAACAUGAUGGGGUUUCCUACAGAGAAUCAGCAUUGUGAUUGAGAAGGAAGAUCGCAUUCUCAAAAAUGGGCUUUCUAGACCAUCUUCCUCAAUGCUUUUCUUGUCCCCCUUCCCCCCUUCAUAAACGCUUUCCUUUGCAGACAGUAAAUCUGAGGGUGAAAAUGGACUGCCAAGGUUGUGUCAGGAAAGUUAGGAAUGCUGUGGAAGGCUUGAAAGGGGUGGAAUCAGUGGAUAUAAACCAGAAGCAACAAAGGGUGACAGUGAAGGGGCAUGUGGAUGCAGAAGAAGUAAUAGAGGAAGUGAAGAGCACAGGGAAGAGAGUAGAAAGCAAGAUUGGGUUGUAA